AUGGCGCAAAUUGUAGCAACCAAAAUGGCCUCUGAUCGGUUCCUAAUGGCAACACUCUUCGUGCUAGCCUUAGUCAUAUCUUCAUCAGAAGCAGCCACCAAAAGCCGAUUCCGAAAGCUCAAAGAGACCAACUUGGUGUUCUACAUGCACGACUAUGCCACCGGCCGCAACGCUACGGUGCUCAACAUAGCCGGACCCGCGAACCAUUUCGACAUCUUAAAGUUCGGAACCAUGGUCGCGAUCGACGACAAGCUAACUGAGGCCUACGACUGGGACUCACCGCAGGUUGGGAGGGCUCGCGGAGUCUACGCCAACUCCGCAGUGGAGGGCAACGAUCUGUAUCUGUCGAUGUCGCUGGUUUUCACCAACAGGGAAUACAACGGAAGUACCCUGCAGAUACAAGGUUCUGAUAGGUUUUUCAUCAAGUACAGGGAGCUAUCGGUGAUGUCUGGGACGGGCAAGUUCCGAAUGGCUCGGGGUUUUGCCAUUUUAGAAACAAUGCUCCUCGACUUGCCAACCUUGAAUGCUAUCCUUAGGUGCAACGUGACUGUUUUUCACAACUGA
Molecule: messenger RNA, 564 nt
Organism: Morus notabilis
Lineage: Eukaryota; Viridiplantae; Streptophyta; Magnoliopsida; Rosales; Moraceae
Product: dirigent protein 1
Exons: 1
Coding region: 1-564 (187 amino acids)
Source: RefSeq, a predicted model, not a curated record